Molecule: messenger RNA, 8994 nt
Organism: Girardinichthys multiradiatus
Lineage: Eukaryota; Metazoa; Chordata; Actinopteri; Cyprinodontiformes; Goodeidae
Gene: crb2a
Product: crumbs cell polarity complex component 2a
Exons: 13
Coding region: 110-4519 (1469 amino acids)
Biological process (GO): heterophilic cell-cell adhesion; establishment or maintenance of epithelial cell apical/basal polarity
Cellular component (GO): plasma membrane; protein-containing complex
Molecular function (GO): calcium ion binding
Source: RefSeq, a predicted model, not a curated record
CUGAGGCCAACACCAACACGGAGCAACUUGUCGAGGGUUUAACACUUGCCUUUUGGUUUUUUAUUCUGAUUUUGUUUUUCUUGCAUGGACCUAAGUCUGUAGCUUUGCCAUGGAGCUGGGAAAAGUUCAUUUGAACCUAAAGACACUUCUGCUGACAAUGAUGAUGUUCAAGUGGGGAACUCUCUGCUCGGCCACAUCAGAAAAAUGUUUGUCUGCACCUUGCCAGAAUGGGGCUACCUGUGUGGACACCAUGGAUGAUUACGCCUGUAUCUGUGCCAGAGAACGUGUGCUGUACAUGGGCAAAAACUGUGAUGAACUUUAUGAUGGCUGCUUCUUUGUGCCGUGUCAAGACUGCAUUAGUACCCCGGGAACAACGGAAUACCACUGCAUAUGCCCGGAUGGACUUACAGGAGACAACUGCACAGAGGAGGUGGAUGAGUGUCAGAGCAACCCUUGCUCUGAGCCUCGUUCUCUAUGUGUAGAUCAGCUGUAUGGAUAUUUCUGCAGAUGUCCGUCUGGAUACGGAGGUCAGGACUGCAGGACACAUGUGACUGACUGCAUUGAUAAACCCUGCAUGAAUAACGGCACUUGUGUUUUACAACCAAAUGGCUUUGAAUGCCACUGUGCACCAGGGUUCAAGGGGAGGACCUGCGAGGAAGAUGUCAAUGAGUGUUUAUCAGAACCCUGUCAGAAUGGUGCCAUCUGUAUUGAUGGAACGGCAGAAUACCACUGUUUCUGUGUGCCCGGUUUUCAGGGCCACAACUGUGAAAUAGACAUUAAUGAAUGUGCUUCUCAGCCCUGUGAGAACAAUGCUACCUGCAUAAAUGAGAAGGACCAUUACGAAUGCGAAUGCACAGUGGGCUUCACAGGAGUCAACUGUGAAACUGAACUAGACGAGUGCGACUCUCAUCCCUGCCAAAAUGGUGCCACUUGCCAUGAUUUGACUGGCAUUUACUCUUGUGAGUGCCUGCCAGGGUUUGAUGGCAUGAACUGUGAGGUUGAUGUAGAUGAGUGUGCCAGCCAGCCCUGUCAGAAUGGAGCAUUCUGCCAUGAUGUGGUAAACAGCUAUGAAUGUGACUGCAGCAACACAGGAUUUGAGGGCAAACACUGUGAAGUGGAUAUUGCUGAGUGUGCUUCAGAUCCCUGCCAGCAUGGUGCCACAUGUCUAGAAGAAGUCAAAGGAUAUUUGUGUCUGUGUUGGCCAGGUUAUGAAGGAUCUAACUGUGAAGUUGACACUGAUGAGUGUGUUCAGCAGCCCUGUCAAAAUGGUGGGGAGUGUUUGGAGCGUUCAAAUCCUUCCCACUGGGAGCUGGAAUGGAAGCUUAGCUUUGCAGAUGCUGCUGGGUAUAUAUGUCAGUGCCAAGGAGGUUUUGCAGGAGAGAACUGUUCCAUAAAUAUAGAUGAAUGUGAAUCUGAACCCUGCCAGAAUGGAGGAGCUUGUGAGGAUAAGAUCAACGGCUACACGUGUGUGUGCCCUGUUGGAUUCUUAGGUGAGCUAUGUGAAGUAAACAUUAAUGAAUGUGAGAGCCAGCCCUGUCAGAAUGGCGGCUGGUGUGAAGAUGGCAGAGCAUCGUACACCUGCCACUGUCCUGAAGCUCAGCCUGAUGACCUUCCAUGGGGAGGUGAUCACUGUGAGGUUAAACUUCAUGGAUGUGUUGGCCACAAAUGCCAGAAUGGAGCCAGCUGUCUUCCGACGUUGGAAGAGGGGAAACACAGCCACAUGUGCUUGUGUCCGCAUGGCUUCUAUGAUGAGCAGUGCUCUACGAGAACAACAUUUUCACUGUCCACCCCUGGGUUUAUUCAUAUCCAGGUUGCCCUCAAAGAAAAGGUCCGCAGAGAGGUUGAGCACCAUGUUCACCAGGGUUUGGGGUUACAGCUUCGUUUCCGAACAACUUUACCUAGUAUGUUGAUCUUCUACAGAGGGGAUAUGGAUAACUAUCUUCUCCUGGAGAUUUUUAAGGGUGGUCUUCAUGCAAGAGCUUUUUCUGAAGAGUCUGAAUUGGAUGUAACAUUUCCUGGCCUGGUUAGUGAUGGAGACUGGAGGGAUGUCCAUGUGUUUUUGGAUAAUGGAGGUCUGUCCUUGAUCAUAAAAGGUCCUGACUGUGACAGAGCUGGAUGUACAGUUACAGAUAGUGGUGAUGGGGAACCUCCUUUCCAGGCCUCUGAAUCCUUUACUGAUGUUUACAUAGGGGGAGCACCAGAUGAGCUUUUGGAGCUCUCUUUAAGCAGUGCAGGAUUCCUUGGAUGUAUUGAAGACCUUAUGAUUGACUCAAAACCUAUUCUACCCCAAGCACUUCCAGAGGACCACGAUUUUGAGUUGGGGUGUUCCAAGACGGAAUGGUGUAAAUCUGAACCUUGUAAUGGGCAUGGCCACUGUGUGGAUGUGUGGACCAGCUACCAGUGUGAUUGUUCCCGUCCCUUCCACGGGGAGAGCUGCUCUGACGAAUAUUUUUCAUGGACCUACAGCCACGAGGACACCGUGAGUUUUAGCUCCUAUGAUAUCAAAGAGAGUCAUGGAAGCAACUUCAGUGUCUCUUUUUUCAUGAAGUCCUUGAAGCCAGAUGGGCUGCUGCUCCAGCUGAGAAGACCUCCUGCAGAAGAUGAAGACAAAAUCUACUUUUCAGUCUAUCUGAGGAUGGGGAGGGUUUUUGUCAGCUCCCUGCCUGACAGCCCCCCACUGACGGCUCCAGUGUUUCUCACCACUGGGGAGAAGCAAUUUCUUUCUGUGGAAGUCAAACACACACAUGUGAUUUUUAAUCACACAGGCCUUAACUAUGGAAUAGGAGAGAUCCCUAUGAUGAAUGUUAGGAGCGGAGAUAAGGCUUAUGUUGGAGGGCUUCCACAAGGCUGGGAUUUUGAUAGGUGGGGGGGGCAUUUUAAAGGCUGCCUCCAGGACUUUCGUUUAGACUCUGCACAUUUGGAUCCGGGUGGCUGGAACAGCUCAGAUGAAGUAGUUUAUGUAUCAAGUGAAUCUGAAAAUUGGAGGGAGGGCUGCAUCAGUGAUGAUACCUGCAAGACCAAGCCCUGUCAGAACAGAGGAAAAUGCUCUGUCACCUUCAACGAUUUUACCUGUUCCUGUCCAGAGGAAUACACGGGAAAGACCUGCCAAACACGCGUUUGGUGUGUCAGCAAUCCUUGUGUCCAUGGCGGCUUGUGUGUGGACCUUCCUGAUGGAUAUGAAUGUUUGCACAACACCACAUUUGAAAACAACCCUGUGCAGUACAGUGCUGGAGGCUCCCUAGCUGAACCCAUCUCUGUCAUUUACAUGGAGCUGCGGACCCGAUCAGAGAAUGCUGUGCUCCUGAGGGCCUCCUGGGGAUCCAACCUGCUGGUGGUGGGCAUCCUGGAUUUCUCAAUCUGGGUGGAGAUCCAAAGUGACAGCAGCAUCAAGUCGCUAACCUUUAAAGGAAAUCGUCACGUGGCUGAUGGACGCUGGCAUCGCGUCAACAUCUCUAUGGCUGACUGGAAACGUAAAACCUCCCCCUGGGUCAUCACUGUUGAUGGAAUCACAGAUGCUACCAGCAAACAGGAGCGCACAGGAAGUCUGAGCUUCCUCAAUAAGAAGGGGGCCAUGCUGGCUGUUGGGGACAGCUUCAUCGGCUGUUUGGGCGCAGUGAGGCUCGGGGGGAUCUAUCUCCCCUUUGCAGAUGACCACAAAGCUCCGCAGCCCUCACAGUUUCACUUAGUUGGAAAACCAAAAAUUCAUUUGGGCUGCAACAGUGCACCAGUUUGUGAUUCUGGUCCCUGUCUGAACGGAGGAAGGUGUGAAGACUUAUUUAAUAAAUUUGGCUGUGUGUGUGACACAGGUUGGGAGGGAGAACAAUGUGAGACGGAUACUGAUGAAUGUGUUUCUCAGCCCUGUGUUUAUGGCAGCUGUAAGGACUACUUAGCCGGCUUUGAGUGUCGUUGUGACCCUGGCUAUGCUGGCACACUGUGUGAUGAAGAUAUCGACGAGUGUGAGCUUCAUCCCUGUGAACAUGGAGGGACCUGUCAGGAUGGACUUAACAUGUACACCUGUGUGUGCCCCAAAGACUACAGUGGCCCAAACUGCCAGUGGGACUAUCCUCCGUUACAGUGCAACACAGAUGUCCAGUGUGCAAAUGAUGGUGUGUGCAGAGAUGGGCUGUGGGGAGCUAACUGUACAUGCAUGCCAGGUUUCACAGGCACCAGGUGUGAAACGGAGAUUAAUGAAUGUAGCUCUAACCCCUGUCGGAAUGGCGGUUCCUGUUUAGAUCGGUUCAACAUGUUUGUAUGUGAAUGCCCACCUGGAUACAGCGGCCCGGUCUGUGAUGUCAAUAAAGAGGCCCAUAAACAGGGAAUCCCCUGGCUGAUGGUAGUUAUCCCACUGCUCUGCCUCUGCGUGGUGGUCCUGAUCAUCGGUUUGACCUUCAUGCUGCUCACAGCAAGGAAAAAGCGCCAGUCUGAGGGGGCUUACAGCCCCAGUGCUCAAGAGCUUGCUGGAGCCCGAAUGGAGAUGGACAGCAUGCUGAAGGUUCCACCAGAGGAACGACUCAUCUGACUCCAGGAUGCUGGGUAGAAGGACUUAGAUGUGAUCCAAGCACUGUAGGAGAACCUGACCAUUUUAAGGCAUUUGUAAGGUAUAGCCUCCAUGUGGCGGCUAACACUUAGUGAUCCUGUGAAGUUUGUUUAUGACAGAGCCUUACACUAGUUUUCUACCAACCGCUAGUUAUGUGGACUGUGUGUGUGCCACAUCUCAGUCCUCUGACUCCGCUCCUGCGUUAAUGGAUUAGAACAUGUACUGUUGACUGGAUCUCUGAUUAAAAUCUCCAGCUAAAGUUGUUUUCCUUGUGGCAUGAGGACAUUCAGAUAUCUGCUGGACAGGAAUGUCAAGCAACUGCUUUAAUUUCCAGGUUUUCUGCAUCAUGGGAAUUAUGGGCGAUUUUCACAAAGGUUUCUGUUCAAAUUUCAUGAAGAUGUUGUCAAUUGUUUUCUCUGUUAAAUGAAGUUGAACUGACCCAGCAGUUUUUAUACAAAUGUUACUUUAUGUGCAGUACCUUGCAAAAGUAUUCCUUCCAAUCAGCCUUUAUGGAAGGAUCGUAGGAAGGAAGCUUUAUGUUAUAUUGAAAUUCAUAAGUCUUGUUUGCAUUUUGCCAAAAACCACGUGGAGGACACAGUAAACACGUGGAGGAAGGUGCUCUGGUAAGCAGACAGCUAAAUGAACUGUUUCACCUACAUGCAUUAUUAUGCUAUUGGGAUACUUUAACAGAUACAGACAAGCUGGUCAGAUGAUGGGGAGAUGGAUGGAUACAUGACAAUCCAGGAAGAAAACUUGUUUUUUACAAACAACACUUGAAACUGAGGUGGUGGUUCAGCUUCCAGCUGGACAGCCACGUAAAACAUACAGCUGAAGUUACAAUGGACUGAUUUACAUCAAAUCAUAUUCAUGAGUUUGAGAGGCUAAAUCAAAGCCAGGACCUAAAUCUACUUGAGAUAGAGUGGCAAUGUAUGUAUGUUUUUUUUGCAUCUAGUCUUACUGAGCUUGAGCUAUUCUGCAAAGAAGAAUGGGAAAAAAUCUUAGUCGUUAGAUGGACAAAACUGAUAGAGACAAACCCCAGAAGAGUUGCAGCUGUAACUGCAGAGGAAGCUGUUCUAUGAAUUACUGACUUAGGGAAGCUGAAUACAAAUGCACGCUACCUUUACCAGAUUACUAUUUAUAAAGAAAAUUGUAUAAUUUUCCUUCCCCUUGAAUAUUAUUUUCCAUGUAGUGCUCUAUGACGUGAAAUCCCACUAAAAUACAUUGAGGUUUCUGGUUGUAAUGUGGGAAAAUGUGAAAAAGGUGUGAGGGAUCCGAAUACUUUUGUACUGCACUGUAACCUGAGUUGUAAACUGUCUGGACUUACAAAACCACAAGUUUUUUGUUACCAAACUUAUUCAACUUUCCUGUAAUGAGCAAAAAUCAAUCAAGAGCCAAUUGUAGUGAAACUAGGGAGGUUUAAGACUUUUCAAUUCAAUUCAAUUCAAUUCAAUUCAAAGAUACUUUAUUGAUCCCCGAGGGGAAAUUAGAAUUCCAGUUAUGCACAGUUAUCUGAUGCUGUUUAAAACAUCUGUCACACAUUCACCCCCACACAAAGGACUGCAGAUAUGUUAAACACAGCAGCACUUUCUAUAAACCCUUUACCUGCUUUCAUGUUUGUUCCUGAUGGUUAUUUGCAACAAAGGUCCAUCAUUCAAACCCGUUCAGGUUAUUUAUACAGUAUCGGUUCACAACACGUCAUCUCCAAGAUGUCCGAUUCAUAUCCAGUCAUACAAUGUUCCAGUUCAGUUCAGAUUCAGCUCAUAUAGGUUGGGUCUAAUCAGGACAUUCCAGUUCAGAUCCAAUUACACAGUCUAAUUAGUUCCUAAUACUAAUACAAUACAAUCAAAGUACAGCAAACCAUCAUCCUGAGCAAGCAUGUGGAGACAGUGGAAAGGAACAACUUCUUUUUACCAGGAAGAGAAGUCUAGCAGUAUAAUAGAAGGUGAGGUAGGUUGUGGUCCAAAAUGAAGACCCUUUCAAAUAAAACAUGUUCUAUGACAUAUAACGUUAAGAAUUUUCAGGCCUAAGAAACUAAUGAAACUGGGUUAUGAAGUGGAAAAAAAUCCUGAAAUAUUCUUGCUGUUCUGCUAAAAACUGGAGUGUUCCACAUGGUAAGUCAUUACUAUAGACCAGACCUCCGCAGUCCGUGUUGUAAAUAACUACAGAUUAACACCUAUGUAAUACAAAUAUGUCAGACUUUAACAAAAUAGUGUUUGCAUGAAUCAUCAUGAAGCCUAGUGAUCCGCUGUGGUCUUCCCCCUGUCUUGACUAGCCAUCGGCUCACCCCAACAUUGGGAAUUUCUUCCAUUUUCUCCAAGCUAAUUGGGUUAAGCAUUUUAUCCACUACGGGAUCACUCAAAGGUUUUCCACCAAGUGUUCCAGGGAUGUGAACAAAGUGUUUUAGAUCUACACAGAAACCUUAUGUUGCCCGAUCACUGUCGGUAAGUGAAGGGAAAUACCUGCAAGUUAAACUAUACAUGAAUAAAUCACAAUUCUGCUAAAUGUAUCGUAAAACUGUUCAUGUGUGUUCAUACACUGCUGUGAAGAAGUAUUUGCCCUAUUAUAGAUUUCUUUAGCUUUUUUUUUUUACCUAAAUGUUUUAGAUCAUCAAACAUAUUUUAGUAUCAGACAAACAUAACUGAGUGAAUACAGAAUGCAGUUUGGUGUAAAAAAGUAAUCACUCCCUAAACAUAACUGAUUGUACCACCCUUGGCAGCAACAACUGUCAUCAGGUGCAAUAACGAGCAAUGACUCUAUUAUAUCACUGUGGAGGAAUUUUGACCCACUCUCCUUUGCAGAAUUGUUUUAAUUCAGCCACAUUGGAUGGUUUUGGAGGAUUAACGGCUUGUUUCGGGUCACACAACAGUGUCCAAACCAAGACCCUCAUUUUGUUUUUUUAAUCAUUCAGAGGUGGACUUGCUGGUGCGCUUUGGAUCACUGUCCUGUAUAACCAAGAUGACUAUGAUCUUAAGAUUACAAACUGAUGGCUGGACAUUCUCCUUCAGGAUUUUCUGGUAGGGAGUGGAAUUCAUGGGUCUUUCCAGUCCUUCAGGUCUUAAAGCAGCCUCGCAACCAUGUUCGACUGCUGGUAUGUGUUUUUGAAAUGCUGUGUUAGUUUUUCACCAGAUGUAACAUGACGCACACCAUCCAAAAAGUUCCACUUUUAUCUCUGAUGAUAAAAGUUAUGAUUCCCCAAGGUCCUGGAGAUCAUCAGUUUUUUUUGGCAAAUGUGAAACGGGUCUUUGUUAAAUCUUGGACAGUGACCUCAACUGAGGCAAGUGAGGUCUGCAGAGCUUUAGGAGUUAUUCUUGGGUCUUUAAUGCCCUCCUGAAGGAAUUGUUGAGGAGUACGUUUGGUAGACUGGCCACUGUUGGAAAGGUUCAUCACUGUACCAUGUUUUCUCCAUUUGUGGAUAAUGGCUUUCAUGUGGUUCCCUGGAGUUCAAGAGCCUUAGAAAUGGCUUGAUAAUCCUUUCCAGCCUGAUAGAUCUCAAUGACUGUCUCACCUGUUGAAUUGCUCUUGAAUUACUUUAGGGCAGGGCACAAUGUUUUAAUUUCAACCUACUUGAUGUUGUCAGAGAGGUUAUUCUUAAGUUAUUACUUGAUUCCAUGUCAGCCAGUAUUCAGUCCUGCGUGUGGCAAGUGAACCUCAACCCAAAGAGUUGGGAAAUUCGAGUAAACGAUUUAAGAAAGGGUCAAUUAUAUUUUCACAUAGGGUCAGGUUUGUUUUUUCCUAAUUAAAGGAAAUCAUUUUAAAAACUGCAUUUUAUAUUUCCUUAGAUUACCUUUGUCUGAUGUUAAAAGUUGUUUGAAAAUCUGGAACAUGUGAUAAAAAAACCAAAACAGAAGAAAUCUGUAAAGGUCCCUUGAGGACUGACUGGCAUUUUUUUUCCACUUUUGUUGAUAUUCUGUUAUUUACUGUACAUAAAGCUCAUUUGUGUGCUCCAGUGGGAUAUUCAGCAUCAAAUCCCACAAGUGAAAAAUGUUAUAGCAGAACAACAUGAUCAGAGCACAUCCUCUGUUUUUGAAACAUGGCAGCAUACAGUGAAAUUAUGUCAUUUUUGUAAGGGCAUAUUUUUCUUCUGCUGAAGCAGCAAAGUUUUUUUCUUGCAAUUAGUGAACAGAUGUUUUGGUUCUUUGAUGUUUAGAUUUUGUAUGUUUCCAAUGUGUUUUCAUCAUCUUUAUUUUAUUUUCACUUUGAUGCCUCAAAAUAUUUUCCAUUUCUCUUAAGUUUGCUAACAGCAACAGAAGGUUAUACUGAACACUUUGAAAUGAUAAAAGUAUUACAAGACACAAUAAUAGGAUGUUAAUUGGCAUUUUUCAAAUGUAACAAGUUCAGCAUUGGAAGACGUGCAGUUCUGCCAGCACAGAAUGGAUCAUUUCUUACUUAUUUUCCACAUACAAACCUUUAGCUGCUUUUGUAUUGUAGAUAUGUAAUUAAACACAAGAUCUAAGUCA